UAAUAAUGUAAAUAAGUAAAGUUAGAGUUAUUUUUAUGACUGAAUAUUUUUAACUAUACACAAACACUCCUAUAUUUCAUUAAUUUAGUUUCUUUAAUUUAUUGAUAGAAUAUUUUUUAUUUAACUUUUUGACAAUUGAUCGAAUACAUUCAGUCACUUAAAUGUUUUCAAGGUAACUUAAAUUCGAAUGUAUUAAGCCCAUUUAAAUAACUUUAGUAUUACUAAAAAAAGAUGACACUCCAUCUCUAGAGAUCCCUGUAAUCGAUCGAACAAUUAUUUGAGAUGAUGCAGUUGAAUUUUAAUCACUUUCUGGAAGGAAGGAAUUACAUAGUUUUCAUUCUAAGCAUGGAGUUGAACUUGAGAUUUCUCCCCCUUUGUACACAAUCUUACCAGAUGAGCAACUCCCCCGCCCCGUUAAUAGCAUUAGUAUUACUAAACGAGCUAGGGUCCUAGUCCUAGCCAGUCAGAUUGCUAGCUAUUUGGCUUGCUCUAUUUAUUUACGGACUAUAAAUGAAAACAUCACUAGAGCUAGACGAGUUCCAAAUAGAGGAGGAGCGAUAGUGCGGGUGGAAGGAAGGAGUUACAUACGUUUCCGGCCUACACUACCUCGCUAGCUAGCUGCAAUUCCUUAGACCAGCCGUCGGACGACCACCGGGGAAGGAGUUACAUACGUUUCGGGCCUAUACUACCUUGCUAGCUAGCUGCAAUUCCUUAGACCAGCCGUCGGACGACCACCGGGUACGCCAUCCCUUACAUCAUUUCUAGAAUACUAUUAUUAUUAUAUAGUGGGAAAAGGUGCAAAUAGGUUCAUGUACUAACCAAAAAAGGUCAAAUAAGCCCUUAUUUAGGAGUAUGACCCCUAUAUGAGUCACAUGACACAUUAUCAAACAAAUUAAGCUUAAUUACUUGCAUUACAUGGGACAUUAUGAGCCCGUUUGGUAGCACAAAAAUCUGCUGAUUUGGCUGAUUCUGUUGAAAUUUAUGAAAUUCUGGCUGAAGUGGUUGCAUGGGCUAAUUAUGCCGAUUUGUAAAAAAUUAUUUUUAAAAUAUAUUUCAUUAAUAAAAUAAAGAAAAAAUUAUAUGUAAAAAUAGCUAAAAUGGUCAUCUACAGUAACUUCAACCAAUACAGCCAGAAAGUAACUUCAACCUUACUUUUUCUGUUUAUUACACAAUUCAGCGCGCGAAAGUAAAAGUUACGUGUUUGGUGAAAAGUUGACUGAUAAGUCUGAUAAGCAGAAAAACAGUGUUGCCAAACAAACCUCUAUAAUUUUAAUUGGGUGAGAAAUAAAAUAAAUAAAAUUAUAAAUUUGUUACUUUAAAUAUUAAACUCAAAAACAAUUGAUGUGACCUUGACACGAAUUGAUCGAUUUUGUCACGAAUCAUAGCGUAUUGUUUGUCUCGACACUAGGGCAGAUAGUGACAAAACAACAUUGACAUGAAAUUUAACAUAUUUGUGUUAUAUCCAUGUCAAAUAUUCUAUAAAUUAUGAUGAAUCUGUUUCAAAAUUCGUGCUAAAUUUGUUCAAUUUUUUAUUCUUUUCUAGUGACAAAGCCAUCACUUUAGGCUUUUUGUGGUCAGCACACAUCCAACCGGCCACCCAAAGUGCAGAAUAGACUAUUCGUUGCAUUCAAACGUUCAAAGAACAUAGACACAUAAUAAGAUUUCUAAAUUCAUAAUAAUAUGACAUCGACAUGCAAGUCACGUGUUCUCCCCUCUUUUUGUCCCGCUUUUAUUUAUUCUCCUGAACAGCCAAACAUAAAAGUUUGUGAACAACAUCUAAGAGCAAUAUGUUUUAACUUUUAAACAAUUAAACAAACUUUAAGAUCAUGUUUUCUUUAUUUGUUAAUAAAUUGUUUGGGUCGUAAUCGCUUAUGAUCCACGUGAUUCACUUAAAAAUAAUAAAAAUUCGUAAAAAAAAUACCAAAAAAAUAAUAAAAAUAUUUUAAAUAAUACGGAGUAAUAAAAUUGAAAAAAAAAUUGCAAAAAAAAAAUCACCGCCGCCUCUGCCGCCCCAGCACCACCACCUCCAGUCAUAUGGGAAAAAAAUGCAAAACUAAGUAUGAAUGCCAUAUUUUUGGCAGAGGUAAGAAUUGAAUGAUUCAAGUUGGCAUUCUCAAAGAGAAAUAUGCCAUUUUUGGCAUUUUCCGAAAAAAUGGCAGUUUUUAGUAAAUAUGGUUUUUUUUAACAGCCGUAGGCGGUGGUGCAGGGAGGCAGUACCACCACCUCCUGUAACCGGGGGAAAAUGCCAAAUUCUUUACGAGUGUCAUAUUUUUGGCAGAAGUCGAAAGUAUUCAAGUUGACAGAAUGAAAGUGUUGGCACAAGUCAAAAGGAUCAAAGAGUAAUAUGCCAUUUUUUUGGAAUUUAAAAAAAAAGAUGGCAUUUUUUACACCGAUCGGAGGUGGUGGUGCAGGGAGGUAGUACAGGCGGUGGGAGAGGCAUCCAUAUUUUUUUUAUUAUGGAGUUUUACUAUUUUUAUGAAUUUUUUGAAAAAAAAUAAUUUUUUUUUGAUUUUUUAUUUUAUAAAAAAUUUCUUAAUUUUUUAUUAUUUUUCUAAGAAUUUUUAAAAAAAUUUCGAAUUAAACAUUUAAUUAUGACUUUUGAUUAUGUUUUACUCAUAUUUAAAUGAGGGGUAAGAAUGGAAUGACGAAAUAGGUAUGUUUCCAAUAGGACCAAUAUGGUCCUAUUUUCGAAUAAAAAAAACAUACAAGUCUUAUUUUGAGUUUUUGCCAUGGUUUUAGUCCUAUUUGAAGGCAGUCAAAUGAUUUUUUGAAGAUAAAUGCGAAGUUAAACAGCGCAGUACAUUUCGGAAAAUCAUUUGACUGCCUUCCCGGUUGAGUUUUUAGCUGAAAUUUAGUAUGGAUAAACUAGACUUAAUGAAGAAGAUGCUAAAAACAUUUUAUCAAAAAAUUCCACCGGGAACCGCCCCAAUUAGCGACGGCCGGGCAGAACCUCCUAUAUAAGGGGCUAAUUAAACAUUUUAAGUUGGUUCAAGGGCCUAUUUGACCCUUUAGCCUAAUUUAUAUUAACAACCAUGUAUCCACUCUUAUACCUACCAUGUUUGUUAAGAUUUUUUUGUCUCUGAAUCCGGUUCACAGACAAAAUAUGUGUUAUUUUGUCUAUGCAAAUUUUGUGCAAACAAGAUAUUAUUUGAGAACGGAACUCACAGACUAAAAAAUAUUUCACAAACAUAAGUGAAUAUAAAAGUGAAUAUAAAGGUGAGUAUAAACAUCAUUUUUGUACCAUCUCUAGUACAACUCAAUAUAAUUAAUGCUGAGACUGCCCUCAUUAUUCAUUCACGUCUCAAUUGAAGAAAGUUUUGCUCUUUAUAUCCAUCAUUAAUAAGUUCACACUAUCGCACCUUCACAUAAGGUUAAACCAAGCCAAGACUUCCUAAAACACUGAGACUAGAAAUAGACAUCUCAGAUUAGACAUCUCAGAUUAUUCAAUAGAAUUAGCUAACAAUAUGUAUUAAGAUAGAUUCAAUCACAAUCUACGAAACGAUUCAAUCACAAUUUCAAAUUUGCCAGUAGUAACAAAUAUGGAGGAUCAAACGUCACUGUAUUCAAGUGAAUUAUUUUAUAGCCGUUCCUAAUUCCUAUGGUAUUUGUGUUAAAAAGAACUAAAAAGUAGCUAGACAUACUGAUUGUAGCUAUGUUAAUUUUGAAAAUAACCAUAAAAAUGUUAAAAUGGUUUUAACUGGUUUAUGAAUUACGUAAAGUAGAGGAAAAUAAGAAACCCGAAUUGGGGCCUUAAUUAAUUUUAAAUUAAAUAUGCACACUCAAGGGAUCCACACCAAUUCAACAAAAUGGUGGUGGAGAUAUGAUCUCAAAUAAUUUUUUAGCAGAGUGAUUUAAUGUCUGGCGUGUAUAAAGAGUUCAUGAAUAAACUCGCAUACUAUCGUAAACACGAGACCUUAUCUCAUACGCAGUCUCCGUUGAGCUACUCGAUCAUAUCGGGGAUUCCACAUGCAAACUAUGUAAUACCUAUACCACGGGUGAGAAAUUAAUCAAAGUAUCAGUGUAUCACAUUAUUGUUAAUUCGAAAUCUCCAAAUUGCAUUUCUGGAAAAUUAAAGCGACUCUCUCCUUUCUAGCUAAAAGUCACAUUCAUACAUACAUAGAUAGCUUAAAGGCACGCAAUACAAUUUAAUGCACGUCGUAACGUAGUCCAUAUGAGUGGUGACAACUCAAUAAGGUUACGAUGCAGCCAUCUCUCAUCAGCCAUGUGUGGAUGGAUUGUUACUUAUUACUUUUAAUUAAUUUAGUCUUAUAACUAGUUUGCUUUAUUUUCGUUAAGGCCCUCAUGGGGUAGGGGUUGUUGGCCCACAUAAGUAAUUUCUUUAGGUCCAUUAUUUUCUUAUUUACAAUCAGACGGCAAUUGAUAUUUGGGUUAUUUGAAACUGGUUCUACUUCUGCUUCUGCAUCUUUCUUAUAGCAGAAGCAGAAUUAAAAUCAGUUUUCAGGAGCUGAUCUCCCACAUUUUCUAAAAAAACUUAUUCUAAGAGUAAAUUAGAGCACUAGAAUGACUUCUGCACUUUCACCCAAACACUUUAACUUCUGCUUUAAAAAUCAGAUCCAAACAACUCCUUGGUAAUAUAGGAACUAUACACACACUAACACACGGAUGUGGAACAUUUUACAUAGUCUUAAGAGACAAAGAGUUGGCAUAUAGCAAGCUAGACUGAUAAUACGGAAACAUAUGUCAUCAUAGGCUUUAAGGCUUGUUUGGUUAUUUACGUAUUGCGGAGUAUAAUAUUGCAUUGCAAACAAUCGCAUGUAAAAAUUAGAUAAACAAACCCUUUGAACAUAGAGUUUUACCUCUCCACCACAUAAGCUACUUUACAUGAUGCAAUGUUUAAAACAAAUUUUCUACAAUUUAUGUUAAGUAAUGAAAGUAAAAUUAUGACAAAGUUAGUGGAACAACCAAAAAGAAAAGUUGACAAAAUUUUAAUGAAUGAAAGGAGUAUAGUAAUAAUCUAAAUAAGUAAAGUUAGAGUUAUUUUUAUGACUGAAUAUUUUUAACCAUACACACAUACUCCUAUAUUUCAUUAAUUUAGUUUCUUUAAUUUAUUGAUAGAAUAUUUGUUAUUUAACUUUUUGACAAUUGAUCGAAUACAUUCAGUCACUUAAAUGUUUUCAGGGUAACUUAAAUUCGAAUGUAUUAAGCCCAUUUAAAUAACUUUAGUAUUACUAAGAAAAGAUGACACUCCAUCUCUAGAGAUCCCUGUAAUCGAUCAAACAAUUAUUUGAGAUGAUGCAGUUGAAUUUUAAUCACAUUCUGGAAGGAAGGAAUUACAUAGGUUUCAUUCUAAGCGUGGAGUUGAACUCGAGAUCUCUCCCCCUUUGUACAUAAUCUUACCAGAUGAGCUCCUCCCCGGCCCCGUUAAUAGCAUUAGUAUGACUAAACGAGCUAGGGUCCUAGUCCUAGCCAGUCAGAUUGCUAGCUAUUUGGCUUGCUCUAUUUAUUUACGGACUAUAAAUGAAAACAUCACUAGAGCUAGACGAGUUCCAAAUAGAGGAGGAGCGAUAGUGCGGGUGGAAGGAAGGAGUUACAUACGUUUCCGGCCUACACUACCUCGCUAGCUAGCUGCAAUUCCUUAGACCAGCCGUCGGACGACCACCGGGGAAGGACUUUUCUGUUAAUGGAUGUAGAGUCUGCCUACAGAGUGGAGAACAAAGAUGUCAUUCAAGGGAUGAAAGGUGCGUUGUGGCCUUUGGAUGAAAUAGAUCCAAAGAACGGAAAGUUCCCAUGUUGUUUGGUUUGGACUCCCCUUCCAGUAGUGUCAUGGUUGGCUCCUUUUAUUGGGCAUGUUGGGCUGUGCAGGGAGGAUGGGGCAGUGAUUGACUUUACGGGUUCUGGCUUUAUCAAUGUUAACGACUUCGCAUAUGGCGCUGUGGCCAAAUACCUUCAACUAGACAGAGAUCAGUGUUGUUUCCCGUCUAACCUUGCUGGGCAUUCGUGCAUUCAUCGGUACAAGCAUGCAGAGUUUGGAACAGCUAUUAGUUGGGACGACACGAUCCACUCCGGCAUCCGCCAAUUCGAGCACAAAUCGUACAACCUCUUCACGUGCAACAGCCACUCCUUCAUUGCCAACUGCUUGAACAGGAUGUGCUACAAGGGAUCAAUGAAUUGGAACAUGAUCAAUGUCGCGGCUCUUGUUUUGCUGAAGGGGCGAUGGGUCAACCUCCUCUCAGUUGUGAGGGCAUUUUUCCCUUUCGUGUUUGUAGCUUGUUUGGGCAUUUUUAUGGUCGGGUGGCCUUUUUUUGUUGCGUUGUUUUCGUUUUCAUUUCUCAUUCUUGUAUGGUUUGUUUUGGGAACAUACUUCUUCAAAAACAUAUUGGAAGACUAAAAUGAAAGAGAAACUCAUUGUAUUUCUCCUGACUUGUACUGUGACUAAACAUUAUACCUCGCUCGACACAUCCGAACAUGUAAUCCUUUACUCAAAUAAAAACAAAAAAUCAUUUUCUUUCUCCCGUUGGUUGC
Messenger RNA from Cuscuta epithymum, 6483 nucleotides. The record is from the annotation of a GenBank genome assembly. NCBI's taxonomy places the organism in Eukaryota, Viridiplantae, Streptophyta, Magnoliopsida, Solanales, Convolvulaceae.